This is a messenger RNA of Cherax quadricarinatus, 8436 nucleotides long. RefSeq names its product lipase 3. Gene Ontology annotation, molecular function: hydrolase activity, acting on ester bonds. The record is from RefSeq and is a predicted model, not a curated record. Gene Ontology annotation, biological process: lipid metabolic process. NCBI's taxonomy places the organism in Eukaryota, Metazoa, Arthropoda, Malacostraca, Decapoda, Parastacidae.
AGAGGCGUGUACUUAGAGGAAAACGCUAAAUUACGAAGAGAAUGGGUAGGAGGAAAGAGAAGGGAGCAAAGGGUAACUUACUUUCGAAUUCCCUUGGAGUGUGUCAAGCGAACCCGUCCUACUUUCUAACCUGCCGCUGAUGCUCCUGUACCUCACACCAGCCGUGGUGGCAGCCUCAACUACGUUAUUUCCCUCUCACUGUUCAUUACUCCUGCCUCGCCAACCGCCUUUACACGCAACUUCGCUGACCUGUUCUACAUGUACCCUAGUUGACCUGCUCUAAAUGUACCUCAGUGAUUUGUUUCACAACACAUUGGCCUCGCCCUCGCAGAUCACCACAACCGUGAACCAGGUGUGUGCUACCAUGAAGCCGGGAACCUCACUCCGUUGAAAGUGUUCGGCAACAACAGGCCCCGACCCGUGUGUGAGGCCACUGACACCAAACCUCGUCCAGACAACUUCGAGAUAGUAUUUUCAAUAUCCACGUGUGUUCGCGACGUCACAUCCAUGCUGCUGAUAUUGUGAGGCGGACAGGAGACAUACAUACAUAUAAGUCUUACACUGCGCAAAUCUGGUGUUGCAGAUUUUGAUCGUCUAGAAAUCAAUUGAAAUAUAGGUACAGUUCUACACCUCAAAAAAAAAAUCUGUCUCAUAAUACACGUUAAUUUAAGACGAGUGAGAAGCUGAUUUAUCUUUCAGUAGUGAUAACUAUUCUAUAUCUCUUGACAGAAAGAAGAAAUAUCAGAGGGAGAAGUUUGACCUACGCUAAGUGAAAACACUGAGCGAAUCAUAAACAGUAAACAAAAGUGGUAAUAGUCGAUGAAGUGAAAACAUCUUUGAGUGAAAAAUUAACUGGACGAUAUAUGAGUGAGAUAUUGUUCAUGGACGACUUUAGGCAAAGUGACUGAAACCACACUGGUGAUAUAUCGUAUGUAACUCUAAACCCAUACUUAUGUAACAAAGUGUUUAAGCCUAAACUUAUGAAAAAAGUGUUUGAAUUCACCCGUGUGAGAAAGUGAACGCACACUUGUGCUUCAGCUCAGACUAAUGAGAUACUUAACUGUAACUCACACUGUUGAAAUACUGUGUAAUUGUUGGACCUCUGUGUUAAAGAAUAUACCUUGGAAUAUCCUGCCUGAAAACACACUCCUGUAAAAGUCAUAUGGCAUGCAGUUUAAAUAUAAUCAUAUUCCAUCUCACGGUGAUUUAUACAGCUUGAGUGAAUCUCAUUAGAGCAAUUACGCGACCACCAGAGGAAACAGCAUCAACAUCAGCAACAGAAGCAGCAACAACAGCAUCAGCAGCAACAGCAGUAGCAACAGCAGCAACAGCAGUAUCAGCAGCAACAACAACUUUGGUGACGAUGAAAGUUAGCGGUGUGUACCCACUGCAGCUGCUGACUGCGCUGGUGACGGCGAAGGUGACGCUGCUGGUGACGGCAGACAACAACACAGUGUCCAGCUCCCCGCCUCUCAGUACUCAACUCAGCGGUACACAAGAACACCCACACACUCACCUUACCACGGAUCAGCUGAUCAGGGUUCGUGGAUACCCGGCUGAGGUGCAUCAUGUGGUGACUGAGGACGGAUACAUCCUGACGAUUCAUCGCAUCCCGCACGGUCGCCGCGUUGCUCCACAGGAACACCAGGACCAGCAACUGGGGGGUGACCUCAACCUCAUCAGAAAGAGAGCAUCCAUCCACAGCAAUGAGAGCAGUUCCAACAGCUACGUCAGCAGCACUAACAGCAGCAGUGGUGGUGGCCGACGUGUAGUGUUUAUCCAUCAUGGCUUCCUGUCAUCCAGUGCGGAUUUUGUGAUGAACGACCCAGACCAGGCACUUGGGUUCAUACUGGCUGACGCUGGCUACGACGUCUGGCUCGGCAACAACAGAGGCAACUUCUACGGUCGACGACACAUCCGUUUCUCACCCAAACAACCUGAGUUCUGGGACUACAGCUGGAAUGAAAUGGCUCGCUACGACAUGCCGGCUAUGCUGGACUACGCACGAAAGGCCUCCGGGGUUGAGAGACUGAGCUACAUCGGCCACUCCAUGGGAACUUCUCUCUUCUUUGCUAUGAUGAGCUACCAUCCACACAUCAACUCAUGGAUCAGCGCGAUGGCCGCCCACGCACCAGCUGCCUAUGUUUACCACAAGUACAUUAUGGCCUCUGUCCUGGCUCCCUUCUUUGCAGGGGCCGAGAAAGAGCUCCGUAAACACGGCAUCAUGGAGAUCUUCCGCCUCACGCAAGAGAACUCCAAGAAGGCUUCAGACAUGUGUGAACCCAAAUCCCUCACCAGCUUCCUGUGUAUCCUUAUGUACUUUAUCGGCGGCGGACCUAACUCCAACUACCUGGAUAAGAACUACCUGCCAGUAAUCUUCGCUCACACACCAGCUGGCUCAGGGCUAAAAGUCUUCACGCACCUCCGGCAGCUUCAUGCUUCACGUAAGUUCCGCGCCUACGACCACGGGGAGGCCAUGAAUAUGGUCAAGUACGGGACUUCGGUCCCUCCUCCUUUCUCUCUCAGCAACGUGCGAGUGCCAGUGGGUCUCUUCUGGUCUGAGAACGACUGGAUCGUCGAUCCUCAGGACGUGAAACAGACAGCCUCGGAGCUGCCCUGGGUUGCCCUUGAUUACCAGAUUGAGCUGAGAGACUUCAACCACGUGGACUUCCUGUGGGCGGAGAACGCCAAUCAUUAUCUCUAUUAUCCCACCAUAAAGUUCCUCGAGGAAUACCUGUGACCCUCGAGAACUUCCCAAGGCUGAGGAACUUCGAUAAAGCUCUUCGAGGGAGAAAGCUGUAGUCUUCUCUCUCCUAAAUAAUUUAUAUAACACUAAAAGCUUUUUUUUUUCUGCAGGGAUCUGCAGGAUGUAUGAUAUUUUUUACUGAAGGACAUUUUUAUUAUUUUUAAGUGGAAAAAUAUGAGAGUUUAGUCUUUCGAUUACCGUAAAAACCUGGUUUAUGAUACCGAGUGUUGUAGAUAAAGGCAAGUGAGCCAACACUGAGGGUCUUUCAUUGUGGAAAUACCUCGGUCCUGGGAUCUUGUUUACUCCAAAUAUACAUGGGUCGUGAGAAACAGGUUUAUAUAGGCAAGGUACAUGUUCAGGUCGGACUGACUGAACUGUAGUAAGGUCACCUGGUCGCUCUGUUUCGAAGGUGGGAGGUGUUUAAAAACUUGUGUGCUUUCGUGGCAGAUUUGUUGAAACUUCCUGUUUUUUUAUGCUACAUUUUUGUUACCGCUGUCAGGGAUGCCUCUGAAGAGCAUCCUUUUCUUCAAUAUGGCUUCCCAAUGAGAAGAUAGGCUUGAAUCCAUUUCAUCAGUGUCUUAAUGCAUCACGCAAGCAUUACUCUGAUCAUCCUUUCUGCCUGUAUAUUGAUUUUCAUUGAUCCUAAUAGAAAUAUUUCUAUUGCGUUCUUCUUACCACAGUUUCCGCAUGAGAUAGUGUAGACACCAGUGGUGGAUACUGGGAAGUUAUUUGUUAUUAUCCUUAUUACCACAUAAAGAACUAAGUAUCUUUUGGUGGUGCAUUCUUCAUGAAGGAUUGAUAUUCAAGAUGAUCAAGACUUUCAGUCUACAGUCGUGGAUGUAGAAUGUGGCGAAGUGAAGAUUUGUGACGGAUUGUAGACUAUAGGUGUAUUCGUUCUCGACAAAGCAGAGCUAAAUAUAUGGAAGUUUUUAAAAAGAAUAGAAUCACUACUCCCCGCUUGGAGAGUGUAUCGAGGUGUGAGUAGAAGUGUACCAGAUUGUCCUCGUUUGUGGCCUUCCUGUUCACUUUAAAAGAAAAGGUAUCACUCUCAAGUGUCUUAAAUAAAGUUACAUCUAAGAAGAGGAGUUUACCCUCUUCUUCGAACUUCAAAGUAAAUUAAAUCAAUCAACGACAUACUUUAUCCACGUUACGGUACUCGGAAUCAUUUUUUGAAACAUCUGUCUCAAGGUUCUCAACGAAGAUAUUAGAUAGUACAGCAAUGAUGAAAAAGCUGAUUUCAUGCCGAAACACUGUAACGAUUAUUUUCGUAUCGAAAGUAGUUGAAAUUCAUGCAUAGGUCAAUCAUAUCAAUGUGAUGAAUGGUUUUGAAAACCGACAUGUUGAAGAACUGAGACACUUGCGCAACAUAAGGGAAUCAUUAUUGAAGAAACGUUGCGCCACACAGUGGUUUCAUCAGUCUAAUACAAAGCGGGAAGAUAUAAGAAAUAAGGAGCUUGUUGCAUAAGUCUCUCAGUUCUUCAACUUGGGUUUCAAAACCAUUCAUCACAUCUGUCAGACACUGCAACAUCAUGGGAUCUUGAUACUUAUUACCUCAAACUCCUCCUCUCCUUAUACCUUCAUGCUUUUUAUUGGACUGAUGAAGCCACUGUGUGGCGAAACGUUUCUUCUAUAAAGAUUCCCAUAUGUUGCACAGGAAGGUCAGUAUCGUCGAUCUGUCAGAUUAUGUAGAUGGUGGCUGGAGUAGGUACGUUGGUAAAAAAAAAAUGUUAUGACGAAGGGAGCGAAGAAAACUAUGUGUUUACUCUUGAUAUUGAUAAUGGAGACACAAGACACGAGGUCUCCUGAAUACUUCACGUAUGUAGGGCUGAUGGUGCCCAGGAGCCCGGACUAAUAUUUGGCAAGACCAGCCGGUCAUUGAGGGGUAUUGCUUAUACCAGAGGUGAGAGUGCAGAGAGGAAUGUUCAGUUUGUGGGUAUUAAGUAAACCAUUUAUUUUCUAUGUCUUAGGCUAGCCAUAAAGAAGCUAUAAAAAUUAUUUCCCUGUUCGGAUUUCUAUAAUAUUUGGGUUGUUUUCUGCAAGAACUCUUUGAUGUUAUUUAGAAGUAGGAUGGGGUUGGUAAGUGUUAGCGUUAUCUAAUUGUAGUUACUGGUAUUGAAGGCACCGGGUGGCCCGGUGGCCUGGUGGCUAAAGCUCCCGCUUCACACACGGAGGGCCCGGGUUCGAUUCCCGGCGGGUGGAAACAUUUCGACACGACGUUUCCUUACACCUGUUGUCCUGUUCACCUAGCAGCAAAUAGGUACCUGGGUGUUAGUCGACUGGUGUGGGUCGCAUCCUGGGGGACAAGAUUAAGGACCCCAAUGGAAAUAAGUUAGACAGUCCUCGAUGACGCACUGACUUUCUUGGGUUAUCCUGGGUGGCUAACCCUCCGGGGAUUAAAAAUCCGAACGAAAUCUUAUCUUAUCUUACCAUUCUACCUCCCUUCUAGGUAAAAUAUGUCUGGAAAGUUCUCAGACGACAGCAGUAACAAUGCCUUGAAUAUAACUCUUGGUGAUGUCCAACAAUGUCAUUUUUUUUCUUUUUUGGAGACCAGUUAUGAUUUGGGACCCAGGCUGAAGGGGUAUCAUGUUCAAAUAAAUAAAUAAAUAAAUAAAUAAAUAAAUCAUAUAGAAAAAAUAGCUUAACUCUCUGGCAACACAAUGGUACCAGAAUCAUUGUUCUACGACAUUCCUACAAGGAAUUAUGGUCAUUUAAAACACCUAGGGUGACGUCACCACCCGCGGCAGGUCUGCUCACCUGUCGUCAAUUUUAAUUUUUUUCCGAUUUUUUUCGUGUAUUUAUUGUAUUAUUCUUUCAAAGAUAAUAAUUGACGAUUUGGCAUCAUAAUACAGUGGUUGGGACUUAUACAUAGACUUACAGCCAACCAGGAACCUUCUGGGAAAAUUUUGCUGACGUCAUGGAAAAUUCCAGUCUCGGGAUGGCCGGGGAAUAUGCUUCAAUAUAACGCUAUUAUAGCUUCUAUGGCUUAUUUAUCUAUCACAAUUGAUCUAAUAUGACAUAAUAAACAAUAUAAAUAACAAAGAAAUAUGGUAAAUACUCCAGAAUGAAUAAUACGUAUAUGGCAUAUUCCUCGAGCGUUCCCACAGGAAUACGUAUAAGAUUCCCAUAGUUAGGGAUAGGCUUCCAUUCUCCUUCUUUCACCUCCAGGGUGCUUAUAUUAAAGAAAACUGAUAUGGGUAACUAUGAUAUACACUCGUAAUGCAGUAUAAACAUGAGAAAAAUGCUAUUUUCUCGAAAAAAAACAAAAAAAAUCGGUGGGUCGGCUGUUUCGCGGAUUAUCUUGGAAGUAGGUUACUCACAUAUAUAUUGCUAUACUGUCGUUAAUAAUAGCAGGAAUGCAAUGAAAUUCACAGACAACAUAAAGGAAAGAUUGUUUUACAAAAUGAUGUUUUGAUCUUUUUGAGAUAUCAUAAUUUGUUUUGAUUUUUGUGAGGGCAAAAGUCAGAUAUUUGGCUGAAUGUCAAAACCAUACAAACUUUAUUUUUUUUAAGAAUGAAGAAAGGAUAAAUUACAGUAAAGCUAAACAUGAUAGAUAGUGUUUAACAUUGUUUUAUGCGUAGAUAAUGCCAAAACAGCUUCUCCAUGUCCCACAUCGACGGUACCUUGCAAUAUGUAUGAUUAUUAGUAAAUAAUUUUGUUCUCUGAAGGAGGGGUGUUAAUGUUGCAGUUUAAAAACUGUAGUGUAAAGCACCCUUCUGGCAAGACAGUGAUGGAGUGAAUGAUGGUGAAAAUUUUUCUUUUUCGGGCCACCCUGCCUUGGUGGGAAUCGGCCAGUGUGUUAAUAAAAAAAAAAAAUUCUCAGCUGUUUUUUGAGCUAUCUUAUUGAAACUUGGUCAUAUUACAAUGGAAAGGAACUUCUUUACGUACAAAAAAAAUGAAAGAAAUCGAACGAAAAAUAAAGAAGUUCAGGUGCUAAAGUUUAGUGACGCCUGAAGGCCUCUGUCUCGGUGUCGAAGAGAAUGUGAGAAUACUUCUACUCACAGCUCGACACAAUACCAGUUAAAAAAUAGUGACUGAAUUCUUGUUAAAGGCCCUUCAUGUAUCUAGUCAGUUAAACCCGAGGAAGAAUGUUCAUAUAUUCUUCAAGUUUUUAUACGGCUUCACUUCCCCACAUUCUCCAUGCACAGUUGAAGAAGAAUAGCCCAAACCAUCCUGACUGCCACACUUUUAAAGUGCAUCACAAAAGAGGUACUUGGUUUUCCCAUGUGGUAAUGUGGCACACAACACCCUAAGGGCACUUGUCAUGGAGGGACAUCAAUUUGCCCAUGAUAGCUACUAUACCACGUUCAUCAAAGAUCUCUCCAGAAAGCAACCUCUUGCACCUUCCCCAAGUAGCUACCUCUUCUGUUAGACACACUACCCUUUGCAGAUGUUGUGAUAACAAUAAUAUUUGGGUGACUGGUAGAAAUCAGUCUAUUAGGAUAAGUGAACAUAAAUAUACUUGUAGCAGUGAUGAUCAAAUUAAUGCUUUAAUAAAGCAUAGGGACACUUUGAGUCAUGUGAUGAAAGGGAACGAAGCCUGGCUUGCCUUUAGGAAGCUGUAUUUAAGGUGUCGAUGGUGUUUAAAAGCACCCCAGAUAGCUGUAUUAGUUACUUCCUGAACGCACCUCUGCAACGUUCGCAGACUUUGAAUAUCUUCAUCAUACAACAAGCACUCUCAGCCAGGAGCAGGUUCAUUGCUCAAAUAAACAAAGUAAUAUCUAGUAGAAUAUAGUUACAUAAUGGGAGGAAAAAUCACAACACUUCAAUAUGUCACCAAAUGACAAGGUUCAAUCUAUCUGUAAUCGACUAGGCUUCGUUAUAUUUAAAACAAAGAUAGUGACAAGCAAACGACUUUAACUACCCAUCUGUUUCCAGGGUGAAAAUAACAGCUACGUAAAAUCUUACAGAUAUCUUUGUGUAGACGUACCUUUCAAUAAAUCCAUCAUAUCGCAACUAAAUAAGAAAUAAAAAGAGAGGCUCAGUGCGCUCAGAGAUGUUGCAGCUAAGGUACUAAUGUGAGAAUAGUGAGAAUGAUGUACAUAACCUAUAUUAGAUCCUAGCUAAGGAAAAUUCUCUCUGGCCCUUGGAACUAAAACAAAAUGAAGCCCUCAUAAUUAUUAUUGGCUGUUCUGAAUCUAUCAAGGUUUCUAAUAUGAAGAAGGAGCUUUGUGUUUCUAGUAUCAGUGAUAAUAUUAUUGAAAGUAACACUGUACUUUGUAUUAGAACGUUAAGAAAUGAACAAAAUCACCACAAAUCUUACGAAAUCUAGAACUAAAUGCACAUAGAUUUAAAUGGGUUGUGAAAACCUGUAAUAUAUUCCGUUUAAUAAUUUACACAAACUGUAUCUCGGUAGAUAAUAAGAGCAUUUCAUCCCUCCAUGGCUACAAGACCCUCCCAAGAAGUUCAUCACUAGUAUUCCUUUCCUUAAAUCACUUACAAAGGCAAUUGCUUAAGAAGAAAUUCCUUGCUUAACUAUAAGUAACAAAUUAUCACAAAUUAUACACGAUGAUGGAUCUAAGCAAGAGUCUACUGGCAGGGCUGCAAGCUGCUCUUGUUGACACUUCCUUACAUAAGAAAUAUAGGAACUAUGUUACGUUAGGCAUAAGAAUUAACAACUGGGCGUCUACACUACAAAGUGAAUCGUCUGCCAUCCUAAAGGCACUAUAGUUAUGGAACUAAACUUGGCUAUU